AUGGUUACUCCUGUCGUAAAGCACAACAUUGUGAAGAAGCGUACUGCUCACUUCAAGCGCCACCAAUCUGACCGCUUUAUGCGUGUUGGUGAAUCUUGGAGAAAGCCCAAGGGUAUUGAUAACGCCAUGCGUAGACGUUUCAAGGGUACAGCUCCUAUGCCCAAGAUCGGUUAUGGUUCUGCCAAGAAGACCCGUCACCUCUUGCCUAACGGUUUCCGCAAGUUCACCGUUUCUAACGUCCGUGAACUCAACCUUUUGUUGAUGCACAACCGCACUUAUGCUGCCGAAAUUGCUCACAACGUCUCUUCCAAGAAGCGUGUUGCCAUUCUCGAACGUGCUGCUCAACUUAACGUCAAGGUUAUCAACGCUGGUGCUCGUCUUAGAUCCCAGGAGUAA
Messenger RNA from Rhizopus microsporus ATCC 52813, 396 nucleotides. Its product is annotated as ribosomal protein L32e. The transcript is spliced from 2 exons. The record is from RefSeq and is a predicted model, not a curated record. Lineage: Eukaryota; Fungi; Mucoromycota; Mucoromycetes; Mucorales; Rhizopodaceae. Bases 1 to 396 code for a protein of 131 amino acids. Gene Ontology annotation, cellular component: ribosome; cytosolic large ribosomal subunit. Gene Ontology annotation, molecular function: structural constituent of ribosome. Gene Ontology annotation, biological process: translation.